Molecule: messenger RNA, 1119 nt
Organism: Cyphellophora attinorum
Lineage: Eukaryota; Fungi; Ascomycota; Eurotiomycetes; Chaetothyriales; Cyphellophoraceae
Product: Lysophospholipase 2
Exons: 1
Coding region: 1-1119 (372 amino acids)
Biological process (GO): glycerophospholipid catabolic process
Cellular component (GO): intracellular membrane-bounded organelle; cytosol
Molecular function (GO): A2-type glycerophospholipase activity
Source: RefSeq, a predicted model, not a curated record
AUGCUUGACGCGGUGGCGAAGUCUAUCGCGGGCUAUAACCCAUCGCUGGUCGAUAUCUGGGGGAGGCUUGCGAAUCUCCAUUGCCUUGAAGGUGGCGGCGAACGCACUGUGUGGCUAUCCAGUCUGGUCAAUCGCUCUGACUUCCAGGAGGCAUCCCAGCCAUAUCCUAUAAUCACGGCGCUCAAUGUCGAUCCCAGACGGAAUAUCUCAGGUUGCAACUAUGGUGAUCUUUCGUCGACCCAGUACGAAUUUCAUCCUUUCGAAUUUGGAACUUGGGAUUUAGGCACUCGAAGCUUCUCCCAGACGGCCUUCAUGGGCUCGCAGUCUACCGCAAGCUUCGCCCCGUCAUCGGCAACAUGUAUCAACGGCUUUGAUAGCCUUGGCUUCGUCAUGGGGGCCUCCAGCAAUCCCUUCAACUUAUUUUGUGGUGUCGUUCCCAACUCUUCACCAUUCUCAGGUCACCUAGGAGAUCUGUGGAACGACAUGAUUGACAUGCUGGGAGCUGUGCACGGCGUGUCAUUCUUAGACGAGUACGCUGUAUGUCCGGGACCCUUCGCCGCCACAACUCAUGUCGACAGCCUCUACCUCAUCGAUGGUAGCCAGGGUGGCGAAGAGAUUCCGAUCUGGCCUUUGCUGCCUGUGGAGCGAGGUGUAGGAGUCAUUGUUGCUGCCGACUUCUCGACGUCGACGCCAGAUCAGCUGCCAGAUGGAUCAUCACUGUACAAAACGUUUCAGCGAGCACAGCAAAUGGGGUUCUCACGCAUGCCUAUGAUACCGACACCUGCCGAAAUCGACAAGCUUGCACUCAACAAGCAGCCAACGUUCUUCGGCUGCAGAUCUGACGCCAGCCAAGCUCUUAUCAUCUACAUACCCAAUGUGCCUCACAUUCUCGGAAGCAAUGUGCCGUGGUGGACUAUUCAGCUUUCCAGUGAACUUGUGACCAGCAUACUUGAAAACGGCAACCUCGUUGCCACAAUGAAAGGCGAUACUCAAUGGCCGAUUUGCAUUGGAUGCGCCGUGCUGUCCAAGGCCAGUGGAGACAUCGCGCUGCCAAAGGCUUGUGAGGCGUGCUGGGACCGGUUCUGCUGGAAAGGCACGGCAAGUGGUCCAGCGCACUGA